This is a messenger RNA of Candidula unifasciata, 1929 nucleotides long. NCBI's taxonomy places the organism in Eukaryota, Metazoa, Mollusca, Gastropoda, Stylommatophora, Geomitridae. The record is from the annotation of a GenBank genome assembly.
GAGCUCAAAGUAGAAUAUACACGAAUUUUGACUGCUAACAAUCCUCAUGCCCCGCAAAAUAUUGUGCGUUACAGUUUCAAGGAACGUCAAUAUAAACAAAUACCAAGUGUUGAUCAGCUAGCCAUCCAUUUUAUGAUUGAUGGAAAUCUACUUCACAAGGAAUCAGAAGAAGCAAAGAAACAAUUUGCUCGCAUGGGAAUUACUGAAAUUCAGGAAGAAGAAAAGCGAGAGCCUUCAGAGAGAGGAGAUGAAGCCGAUGAAGGUGCACAGGAAGCUGAUACAAAAGAGGAAGGAGAGGAAGGAGAAACCAAGGGUACUACAAGAAAGGGAAGAAAGAAAGAAAAGAAACUGACAAAUCAGUUUAAUUUUAGCGAAAGAGCAGCACAGACCUACAAUAACCCUUUUCGGGACCGUGGUACAGUGACUGAACCUCCGCCACGAGCAACAUUUGCUGCAAAUGUGACACAGUGGGAGAUAUAUGAUGCCUACCAAGAGGAUUUUGAAAAACAGGAGAAGUCUAAAGAGAAGAAAGUUACCUCCUCUAGAAAAGAUGAAGGGAAAGCAAGAAAGAAAUUUGUCGCAACAGAACCAGGAAGUGAUGAUAUUUCUCGCAUGGAAGCUUCAGUCAAAAUUGUAGAACGUAUGGUUAACCAGAACACAUAUGAUGACAUCGCUCAAGACUUUAAGUAUUGGGAGGAUAUUUCUGAUGACUUCAGAGACCAGGAGGGAACACUGCUGCCUUUGUGGAAGUUCACCUUUGAGAAGGCCAAGAAGCUGGCUGUAACAUCCCUCUGCUGGAACCCGAAAUACACAGACCUUUUUGCUGUGUCUUGUGGGUCAUAUGACUUCAUGAAGCAAGGCAGUGGGCUAAUCAUCUUGUGGACUUUGAAAAAUCCAUCAUACCCAGAGUGUUACUUUGAGACAGACAGUGGAGUCAUGUGUCUGGACAUACAUCAUCAGCAUCCUCAUUGGAUUUGUGCUGGGUAUUAUGAUGGUAGUGUUGCUCUCUUCAGUGUUCUAGACAAGAGAGACGAGCCUGUCCAUAGAAGUACACCUAAAAAUGGCAAACAUACCGACCCAGUGUGGCAGGUUCGCUGGCAGAAAGAUGAUGCUGACAACAACAAGAACUUUUACUCAAUAUCUUCAGAUGGUCGCAUUUGUCUGUGGACAAUCUUGAAAAAUGAAUUAAUUUUCCAAGAUGUCAUCAGGCUGAGUUUGCCUGAUAUGACAGCAGAAGGCCCUGAUGGUAUCAAAGUUCCUACAACAGGUUGUGGUACAACAUUUGAUUUCCACCAACACAAAGAUUACCUAUUUCUUGUGGGUACAGAAGAGGGCAAAGUUCACAUCUGUUCAAAAGCGUAUACCAGCCAUUUCAUUGACACAAUUGAUGCCCAUACUAUGGCGGUUUACAAGGUUUGCUGGAAUAAAUUUCAUCCAAAGAUUUUUAUCACAUGCAGUGCAGACUGGACUGUGAAAAUCUGGGAGAUGACAGACAAAAUGGACAAACAUGUUGCUGGGAGUAACAGGAAGCCCCUUUUUUCCUUUGAUCUGAACAACUCUGUAGGAGAUGUUGCAUGGGCUCCUUAUUCCUCUACUGUGUUUGCUGCUGUGACUUCAGAUGGAAAGGCUUUUGUCUAUGAUUUAAAUGUCAACAAAUAUGAACCACUCUGUGAACAAAUGGUAGCCCAGAAAAAGAAAACCAAACUGACUCAUGUUGAGUUCAACCCAUCCUCUCCAACUGUCAUAGUGGGAGAUGACAGGGGAAGUGUUGUGGACCUGAAACUGUCACCAAAUCUGAGGAAAAUGAAAGCUGAGAAGAAAGGGGCCCCACCGGUUGACGAGGCCACAAAGAUUCAGCGAGAAAUUGAAAAACUGGACAGAAUUCUUUUGAUGGUCAGGGAACAGCCCACAGAAAUUACAACUAAUUAA